Molecule: messenger RNA, 1179 nt
Organism: Quercus lobata
Lineage: Eukaryota; Viridiplantae; Streptophyta; Magnoliopsida; Fagales; Fagaceae
Product: NADPH-dependent aldehyde reductase-like protein, chloroplastic
Exons: 2
Coding region: 105-947 (280 amino acids)
Molecular function (GO): oxidoreductase activity
Source: RefSeq, a predicted model, not a curated record
AACCGAUAACAACCUGCAUAGAUUUCUCUAAAUAAAUAUAUCAUUUCUGUUUAGCGUAUUAUAUUUGCACACAGCAUCUCCAAACUCUCAAAAAACCUUACCUCAUGGCUUCAGAAUCAGAAAAUCAAAUCCAAAUCCCAAACCCUUCUCUUUCUCAGCUACAACCACUCCAAGACAGAGUAGCCAUCGUGACUGGGUCCGCCCGCGGAAUUGGGCAAGCCAUCGCACUCCACUUGGGCUCUCUCGGCGCUAAACUUGUUAUCAACCACACCUCCUCCAACUCAACCCAUGAAGCUGAACUCGUAGCCUCCCAGAUCAACAACUCAUUAUCCUCUUCUCUCAACAACAACAACACCCCACGAGCCAUUACGGUCCGUGCCGACGUGUCCGACCCAACCCAGGUCAAGUCCCUCUUCAACAAAGCCGAGGAGGCAUUCAACUCCCCUGUUUAUAUCCUGGUCAAUUCUGCUGGAAUCAAUGAUUCUAAGUACCCAACUAUUGCUAACACUUCUCUCGAGGAUUUUGAUAAUAUCUUCAGAGUCAAUGCUAGAGGGGCAUUCUUGUGCUGUAAAGAAGCAGCAAACCGUAUCAAACGUGGUGGUGGGGGUCGAAUUAUACUAUUAUCAUCAUCUUUGGUGGGUGCAUUAAAGCCAGGAGCCGCGGCAUACACAGCAUCAAAGGCUGCAGUGGAGACCAUGACCAAGAUACUAGCAAAGGAGCUCAAAGGGACUAGAAUUACUGCCAAUUGUGUGGCACCGGGGCCAAUUGCCACUGAGCUCUUUUUUACCGGGAAGACUGAGGAACAGGUGAAGAGGGUUAUUGAAGAAUGCCCAUUAAAUAGGCUCGGUGAGACUAAGGAUGUGGCACCUCUUGUCGGGUUUUUGGCUACUGAUGCCAGUGACUGGGUUAAUGGCCAAGUUAUUCGUGUUAAUGGUGGCUAUGUUUAACGUAAAAUAUUUAGCUGCAAUUGUAAGCUAUGUUCUUAAGAAGAUGGGUCAUGGGUUUGGUCCCUUAGCAUGUUCAUUAUCUUAGUUUGAUGACAAUGGAAUUUCUCUUUGUUGCCUGUUAGUAUAAUAGAUUUAAGAAGAGCAAUAAUGAAACUAUUAAUUUUAUUUCACUGCGUUUGUAGAACAAAUGGUCAUCGAGGCCAGAUUGUAAAUAUCAUUACAUAUCUCUUUA